Messenger RNA from Aphis gossypii (cotton aphid), 2100 nucleotides. RefSeq lists its product as uncharacterized. Gene Ontology annotation, molecular function: structural constituent of chitin-based larval cuticle. The coding region runs from base 187 to 1227 and encodes 346 amino acids. Gene Ontology annotation, cellular component: chitin-based extracellular matrix. Lineage: Eukaryota; Metazoa; Arthropoda; Insecta; Hemiptera; Aphididae. The record is from RefSeq and is a predicted model, not a curated record. The transcript is spliced from 4 exons.
CGUCUUGUCUUGACUGUCUGCUCGUCUUGACACGUCUGUUGCUGUUAACUGAGUGCAGUGCACAUUAUCUCGUCUCUGACGCCACAUAUAUUUUAUACUUGCACUCCUGUUGGACACCUGCAAUAACUAUCGAGAAAAAACAUUAUACAUAUUUCGUCGUCUUUGAGCACGUCACAUUUUUAUAAUAUGGCCACGGCAUUCAUCGUGUUCAUCGCCACGUCCUUGGUGAUGACAGUGGCGUUGGGCCAACAACGUCCCGUUCCGCCACCGUUUACUAGAUCCACUCUGCAGAGUCGAGAUGCCAAUCAGCUAAACCUGGAUCCCCAACAACCAAUGCCACAACCAUUCCGUAGGGUCUCGUUGCCUCUGUACAGAGGUCGAGGCUUCAGCCUGGAUGGACAGGAGCCGAUUAAACCUGUGUUGACUCAACAGACGUUCCAGCCGAGACCGGUCGAGAACUUCGACGGUGAAGCGGCGGGCAACGAUGCGCCACAACCCACCAGACAAGCGCCGCAGCAGCAAUUCGAGAGAACUCAACAGCAGCAAGUCGACAGGGUCCAACAACAACAACAAAAUAUUGACAGAGUUCAAGCACCACCUGAAAAACAAUUCUCUGGAAUUCGACCCCAGCCGCAGAUACAACCUAUUGAAACUCAACCAAACUUCGUGAGAAAGGUCGUACAGAGGCCGUUGAAACGUGUUCGAGUCACUGAAGAAACUGUAUCUAAAUCUCCAGAAACGAUUCAGAGAUUGAAACUCGAACGAACUGAGUCUGCCGACAAACAACGGGCAAAGAAACCGGUGUCUCAGGUGUUGAAGCGAUACAGGGACGACAACCCAGACGGCAGCAUCACUUGGGGCUUCGAGAACGACGACGGCACGUUCAAGGAGGAGACCAUCGGAGUGGACUGCGUGACCCGCGGCAAGUACGGUUACGUGGACCCGGAGGGCGUCAAGCGCGAGUACUCGUACCAGUCGGGCGUCCCUUGCGACAAGGACAGGCGACCGCUGUCCGGGCCCCAGCAGGAGCAGGGCGCCGGGUCGUCGGCGGUGCAGGAGGCGCAGGCCAGCGACACGUACGGCUACAUAGACUACACCAAGAACCAGUACGUCAUGGCCAACGGGCAGACGAUCAACUUGAACGGCAUGGCCAAGAACCGAGCGCGGAAACCGGUGGUCCGGAAGACCGUGACGCCCGCGCAGCACUCGGCCGACCAACGCUUCUAAAAGUCGUCUUCUUAAGUCGUCACUCGCCCCCCCGUCGUAUAUAAUAAUGUAAUAUUAUCGUGUAUCGCGUAUAGGCAUCCCAAACCGCAGCGUAUUAUUGUUAGUAUAUUAUUAUGUUAUAUCGAUGACGGCGUAUUUUAGCGGAUACACUGCAGCUGAUCGGUACUCGAAAUUGGAAAACAAAAUCUUAGGGACACGCUUAAAAACUCGAAGAAACUCAAUAUUAUAGCUAUCGUUUACGUUUUAGAACGCCGCAUCUAUAAAUGACUUGAGAAAUAUUAUAUCGAAAAACAAAAAGUAAAAAUACAAUUUUUUCCGAAAACGUUUUGUAACGACUUAUAAAGUUACGCAAAAGAAAUAUUUUCAAAAAAUUAGUGUUUUAUUUUUGAAAAAUAACGUACCUAAGUUACUUUAAAUGGAAUACUCGAUAGAUACCUAGCUAUAGUAGCUUUUAUGCAAUAUCAUAAUUUUGUGCAAAAUUAGGAGCUCCGUUCUCCACGCCAAUUAUUCGAGUACUGGCUGACGGCUGUAUAAUAGUAAUACAAUGACUUAUUAUUUUUCUAUAAAUUAAAUAUUAUAAUUUUAACGUUAUUACGUAGGUAUAUUAUAUUAUGAUGGCCGCUGCCACCUAAGUGUCACGCCUGACGCUUCACUAUUUUAUUAUUAUUAUUAUUAUUUUGUAAAAGAUCGUGUUUUAUUUUUAAAUUAUUUUAGACAGAUAUAAACAUAAUUUUGUGUAGACAUUAUAAUAUUAGACACGAACGUGAUAUAAAUAAUUAUGUAUACGCCGCAAUUAUGUUAUAUUAUAUACGAAAAAGUAGACUGUUUUUUUUUUUAAUAUAAUACAUACAAUAUACAUAAGAAUAUUACAUA